AUGAGCAGCCAGCUUUCAGCUAUUGAUCUUUUAAAACUUGGUGAUGAAGGAAGAAAAAAACCGUUUUUAAAUCAAUAUUGGUCUUAUAUAAUGGGAGUUGCGUUUGGCCUGGGCACGGGAGUUUUCAUGAAUUUUGGGACUCGUCGACCUGUUAUGAGUGGUAUUCAAAAGCAUAUUAUUGCAACUGUUGGCUGGUGUGGCUUACUUACAUACGUGCAAAAGUACAGGGAUGAUUAUUUAGCUGAAAAAGAUGCCGUUUUUAGACACUACAUUGAGUUGCACUCUGAAGAUUUUCCUGUACCAGAAAGAAAGAAGAUUGCAGAUAUCCUGGAACCCUGGGUGCCUAUCAGAUAA
This is a messenger RNA of Pieris macdunnoughi, 354 nucleotides long. The record is from the annotation of a GenBank genome assembly. NCBI's taxonomy places the organism in Eukaryota, Metazoa, Arthropoda, Insecta, Lepidoptera, Pieridae.